Molecule: messenger RNA, 948 nt
Organism: Telopea speciosissima
Lineage: Eukaryota; Viridiplantae; Streptophyta; Magnoliopsida; Proteales; Proteaceae
Product: CRIB domain-containing protein RIC7-like
Exons: 4
Coding region: 153-866 (237 amino acids)
Source: RefSeq, a predicted model, not a curated record
UAUUUACUAUACCUAAUUCUCCACUGUCUUCUUUUCUUGUUGAUUUCUUUGUUCUGAAUUUAAGUACAGAAUCGACGUCUGCACAAUCAGAAGCUGCUAAAUCAUACAUUCUCCAUACUAAGAAACAGAAAGAGCUUCUUCAGUCACUGGAAAUGUCAACCAAGAUGAAGGGACUUCUAAAAGGUCUAAGAUACAUUUCUCAGAUAUUUGAUAAUAAUGGUAAAGAGCAGCAGGAAAUGGAGAUUGGUUAUCCCACAGAUGUAAAGCAUGUAGCACACAUAGGAUGGGAUGGUCCAUCCAUAGAGUCACCCAGCUGGAUGAAUGAGUUUAGGCCAGAAUCAGAACUUCCAUCAGCAUCACCAGUUAAUGGAGUUGCUGAAAGCAAAGCUAAAGAUUUACAUCAGACAGGUGCUAGAGAUAUACCGGACUUACCAAAACCAUCGAGACGGCAACCAUUCCUUGGUUCUCCUUCAUCAGUCAACAACUCACCAAGCAUAGAUCAGCCAAAGCAAGCAAGGCGUCACCAGUCCACAACCGCAGUUUCAAUUAGUUCCCCUUCACGAGAUGUCACCGUAUCAUCCAGAUCAUCAAGGCGAGCCCAGAACGCCAGUAUGGAUUCAUCCUUGCCAGACCAGCCAGCUGAUCCAAAAAAGUCUCGUCGUAGGAAGUCCAAGGAAUCAUCAGGUGGUGGUGGAUCAACUAGGCCUUCUAGAUCCAAAGCCCCGUCUACCACAAUUUAUACUUCUCCCUUCUCUGAUCCUGGAUCUGGAGGCGUUGGCGAAUUGAACAGUGACAUUGGUCCAAAGUCACCAUUAAAACGCUUGGGUAAUGGGGAAGGAGAGAGAGGAGGUCAUGGAAUUUCUUGAGAAAUUCAUGAUUAGUAAAGCAGAAAAGGUCUACUGUAAUUUUUCAUGGCAGCUUUUUUUUCUUUCUCACUUAUUCUUCCAA